Ictalurus furcatus (blue catfish) is the source of this 2741-nucleotide messenger RNA. RefSeq names its product transcription factor AP-2 epsilon (gene tfap2e). Gene Ontology annotation, molecular function: DNA-binding transcription factor activity, RNA polymerase II-specific; RNA polymerase II transcription regulatory region sequence-specific DNA binding. Bases 422 to 1732 code for a protein of 436 amino acids. Lineage: Eukaryota; Metazoa; Chordata; Actinopteri; Siluriformes; Ictaluridae. Gene Ontology annotation, cellular component: nucleus. The transcript has 7 exons. The record is from RefSeq and is a predicted model, not a curated record. Gene Ontology annotation, biological process: regulation of cell population proliferation; regulation of transcription by RNA polymerase II; anatomical structure development.
UGUGAUUGCGGCAUGCCGUCCAAGGUCUCCUAGCAGUACGGAAGGUUGAUGGAUAAAUAAAAUGUCACAGCUGAUAUCAUGUUAAAAAGAAAUAAGGUCAUAACUAGCUGCAUUAAAAAAUAAAUAAAUAAAUAAAUAAAUAAAGCAGGCAAACCCACCCUGUAGUAGUCUCUAUGAUUUGGGACACAGCCCAUGGUUUAAGCAGGUGUUUCUUGUGUCCCCACUUUUUCACCCUGUGUCAUUCUAACCCAUCCCCCGCCCCCUUUCCAUGUCCCGUCUCUCUUUGUGUUCAUAAAAGUCCUGAGUGUCGCCUUUCUCUCCUCACACGUCUCCUCACACACUGCUCAACCUGCAGCUCCAAAUAUCCACUUCUCUACCGACCCGAGCAUCGCAGUCAAUAACUUAAAAAGGGAUAAGCAACAUGCUGUGGAAAUCCCGGACGAAGACGGAUCCCUACUGUGUCCAGGAGCGCUCGGAUGGGCUCUCGGGCUCCUCACCGAGACUGUCUCAGCUCUGCUCUCUGAAUCAGACGGCCUACUCUGCGGCUCCUCCGCUGUGCCACACUCCGGCCUCGGACUUCCAGCCGCCCUACUUCCCUCCUCCGUAUCCGCAGGCGUCUCUCUCCUACUCGCAGGCUCAGGACUCGGGAUACCCGCACCUGGCCGACCCGUACCAGUCCAUCAGCUCCCUGCAUCAGCACCAGCAGGCCGCCUGGCACCCCCCGCGGGGCCGCAACCCGGAGGACGCGGGAGUCCUAACGCAGCCACACCGCGCGCUGAGCCUCGAGCCCCGGCGUGAAUACCCCGGUGUUCCGCGUCUCCUGCACGCGCUCGGAGACGGAGCAGGCGCGGGCGCGCUGGGAGACGCGCCGCUCGGUGUGCACGCGGCUCAGCAUGGAACUGACGAACUGCAGGCAAGUCUUUACGGUAUGGAGGAAACAUCAUCCCUGGGAAUCUUGGAUCAUUCUGUUAUCAAGAAAGUUCCCGUCCCGUCCAAGUUGAAUGGCUCUGCUCUGUCUGUCCUGUCCUUUGGUAAGGAUGGUUUGGGUUUGGGUGGUGUGUCCAACCCUGCUGAGGUCUUCUGCUCAGUGCCUGGACGCCUGUCCCUCCUCAGCUCCACAUCUAAGUACAAGGUGACAGUGGGGGAAGUCCAGAGGAGACUGUCUCCUCCCGAGUGUCUCAACGCAUCGCUGCUAGGAGGAGUCCUGCGAAGAGCAAAGUCAAAGAACGGCGGCCGCUGCCUCCGUGAGCGUCUGGAGAAGAUCGGUCUCAACCUUCCUGCUGGCCGCCGCAAGGCAGCUAACGUCACACUCCUCACAGCACUAGUGGAAGGAGAGGCAGUGCACCUGGCACGAGACUUUGGUUACGUGUGUGAGACAGAGUUCCCAGCAAGGGCGACCGCAGAAUACUUAUGCAGGCAGAGUGAUCCAGACCAACUACCCACACGGCGAAGCAUGCUCCUGGCCACCAAGGAGAUCUGCAAAGAGUUUGUUGACCUCAUGUCCCAGGACAGGUCGCCGCUGGGUGCGAGUCGGCCCACACCGUGCCUGGAGCCCGGGGUUCAAGGCAGCCUGACCCACUUCAGCCUGCUCACCCAUGGCUUUGGCACACCGGCCAUCUGCGCCGCCCUCUGCGCCUUCCAGAGCUACCUGCUGGAGGCCCUCAAACUGCUGGACAAAGCUGAGGGAGGAGGCAAGGGCCACCAGGAGAAAGACCUCAAGCACUGCAAAUGAAGCAGUGCUGCAUAUCCAGCAACAUCUCAAAGACAGAGACUGAGCUCUUCCCCAACCUUUAGGAGAGAGAGAGAGCGAGAGAGAGAGAGAGAAAGAAAGAAAGAGAGAGAAAGAGUGUGUGUGUGUGUGUAUGUGUAUUUAUGUGUGUGGGCAUGUAUGCUUGCUAUCUGAAUCUGACUGAAUCAGCUGCUGGAUUUGAUUCAACCUCUGUGUUACAUGAGCUAUUAGGAUGUGAUGUCCGAGAGAGAGAGCGAGAGGGAGAGAGACAGAGAGAGAAUAUGUAAAUCAUAGCUUCUCGCAUUUCUUGAUUGUGGGGUGGACAUUCACAACAGCACCCCUGUGCACUCGCCCUGUGUUUCAUUGAAAACUGAGCCACAGGCGCUGUGAAAGGCAGCUAGAGAUGGUGCACUCUGCUGAUGGGAGGGUUCGUUUAAAAACAAUGCAAAUAUUGUCUUUUUGUACUCCCUACUGUAUGUUUAUUACCCAUGUUAUCCUUAUUAUUAUUAUUAUUAUUAAUGUAUUUGAAGGUAAAUGUAAUAUAUUGUUAAAACAAAAUAAUGGAUUGUGCCUGGUUAAUGCUUCUGGUGUUAAGUUCUUAUUUGUCCUCACCAUGUUUAUACAAAACAUAGCAUGUUUUUUGCAGGGUGGUGGCUCAGUAUUUAGCACGUUUGCCUUGCACCUCCGGGGUUGGAGGCUUGAAUCUCGCCUCUGCCUCAUGUGCGUGGAGUUUGUGUGUUCUCUCCAGGUACUCCGGUUUCCUCCCCCAGUCCAAAGACACGCGUUGUAGGUUGAUUGGAUUUUCAAAUUGUCCAAAGUGUGUGAAUGUGUGGCGAUUGUGCCCUGUGAUGAGUCCAUGGUGUCCCCCUUCUUGUGCCCCGAGUUCCCAGAGAUAAGCUCCAGGCUCCUCACGACCGUGUGAAGGAUAAGCGGAACAGAAAAUGGUUGGAUGGAUGGAAUACAUUUUUUAAAAUUCUUGUAAUUUUUACUAUAUCAAUGUUUUUCAAAUGCU